Molecule: messenger RNA, 1404 nt
Organism: Diospyros lotus (date-plum)
Lineage: Eukaryota; Viridiplantae; Streptophyta; Magnoliopsida; Ericales; Ebenaceae
Product: cold-regulated protein 27
Exons: 5
Coding region: 174-1022 (282 amino acids)
Biological process (GO): response to cold; regulation of circadian rhythm
Source: RefSeq, a predicted model, not a curated record
CUCUCUCUUUCACCCUUCACCCUUCAUUCUUCAUCGUUCAUCCUUCAUCCUUAAUUCUCCCCUAAAUUGAAAAACAAAAUCACAAAUCCCCUCGUACCCAUUCUUCAUCGUUCAACUUUAUAAUUUAAUUUUGCCCAUCCCUUCUUCUUAAUUAGAUUACAUAUUUUUAAACUAUGGCCACGAUUUCGCCGUCCUCUGCAUCCCCCGAUGCCGCGGUGGAGCCGGCGACUUCUCUGUCGUCGGAGGUGUCCGGAGACUCCGCUUCUUCUGAAAGCCGUCAGAGUUUGAGUCAGGAAUCCCUGGCCAGAGAAUCAAUGUGCACAGAAUGGACAGAUGAGAAGCACAGUUUGUACCUGAAUUCCAUGGAAGCAUCCUUUGUUAAUGAGUUGUACAAUUCCUUUGAUUUACUUGGCUGGCGCUCACAAAAUCACCACUGCUCAGAUACUAAAUCAUUGGGGAAAAAGCAUGCUAGUGUCCGUGUCUCUUCUGGCCAGUACAAAGUUCUUCGAAGUGGCUGUUGGGGGAAGAUCAACUUUGAUAGGCAUGAAUCCCGGUUGGAGAAAGCAGAUGGGUCUGGUGGUCUUUUGACUAAUCCAUGGAUUCGGCAUUUCAGAUCUUCAUUUAGGCACAAAAAUGCUGCAUCCUCCUUUGUAGAACAAGCGCCAUAUGGAACUCCUGCAGUCCAUGUAAAAGGGAAAACGGAAUUGACUUCUGCGUUAGAUACCAGUUUGGAGCAAUCUUCCGCAUGUCACUCUCACUUGCCCCUUUAUGAUUCAGUUGGCAGCAGUACAGAGGUCACAGAUCAAAACUUCGUAGACCAAGAUAUUGAAGGAGAGAAGGGAAGCCACAGGCUCAAUGCAAAGAGGAUGAAAAGUUCGGCUGCCAGAACUCCAAGCAAUGAUCAAGUGGUUCCCAAGCUUGCCGCAACUGCAGAUACUAGCGAUGAUUUUUUCCCUUCCAGAAAGGGGAGCCCCACGGCAGCAGGGAAGGCAUUCCAUGAUGGUGAUAUCAGAGGCCGAUAAUGACUAAACUUGUACAUGGUAAUUGGAAAUGCUUGCUUGGCCUGAGUCUCCUGAGCAUGAAGUCCAGAUGACGACGACAUGUAAGUAGGAAUUGGAAAAUGGAGUAUGAAGAGUAGAAUAAGGUGCAAGAUGUUGCAGGGCUGAUGGUGCUUUUGACAGAAUGAAGUGGAAUGGAGAGAUUGAGACUUUGGUGAGCAUUUUGGGUUUGGGUUUUUCAUUGUAGCUAAGAAGUAUGUUGCAUUCUUCUUCCUCUUUUAUUCUUCCUUUUAGUAGCAGCUGCUAUUAUUAUUAUUAUAAGAACACAACGUUAGGAGUUGUGGUCGGUUUGCUGAUUUUGUACAGUCUUGGGGGCAGUGAAGCUUGCUUGCUCUUUUUAUCAUUA